AUGUCCGCAUACUCCUUCAGUGACGUCCUCCCCCUCCCCAAUUCCGCCGUCAAGAUCCCCCGGCUGGGCUUCGGUGUCUACCGCUCCCCGACCAACGUGUGCGUGCAGUCCUGUCUGAAGGCCAUCCAGACCGGCUACCGCCACAUCGACACCGCGCAGUUCUACGCCAACGAGAAGGAGGUCGGCGAGGCCAUCCGUGCGUCCGGCGUCCCGCGCAGCGACCUCUUCGUCACCACCAAGAUCCUCAGCCCCGCCGGCUCCCCCGACGCCACCUACGGCAAGCUCCUCGACAGCGUUGAGAAGAUCGGCGGCCCCGACGGCUAUGUCGACCUGUUCCUCAUCCACAGCUCCAAGUCCGGACCCGCCGGCCGCAAGGAGCUGUGGCAGGCGCUGGAGCGGCUGCUCGAGGAGGGCAAGACGCGGAGCAUCGGCGUGAGUAACUUUGGCGUGCAGCAUAUCGAGGAGAUGAAGUCCUGCACCCGUGGUGCCAGCAGCGCGUGA
This is a messenger RNA of Aspergillus terreus NIH2624, 501 nucleotides long. RefSeq names its product aldo/keto reductase family protein. The record is from RefSeq and is a predicted model, not a curated record. The transcript has 2 exons. NCBI's taxonomy places the organism in Eukaryota, Fungi, Ascomycota, Eurotiomycetes, Eurotiales, Aspergillaceae. Bases 1 to 501 code for a protein of 166 amino acids. Gene Ontology annotation, molecular function: oxidoreductase activity.